GAUGUUUGUGGAAACCGGAAGCUCCGCUGUUGGAAGCAGCGGGUCUUUAGGACUUGCUGCUUUGGACCAUUUUUUUGUGUUUGUCGGGUGAAGGAGGAAGGCAACGUCCUGGGUACCGGUCAACAUGUCGAUCGAAAUCGAAUCGGCGGAUGUUGUCCGUCUGAUCAUGCAGUACUUGAAGGAGAAUAAUUUGCAUCGGACCCUGGCAACUCUACAAGAAGAGACCACAGUGUCUUUGAACACGGUGGACAGUAUUGAGAGCUUUGUAGCAGAUAUAAACAGUGGCCACUGGGACACUGUAUUACAGGCCAUACAGUCACUGAAGUUGCCUGAUAAAACACUUAUUGAUUUGUACGAACAGGUGGUCUUAGAGCUAAUUGAACUUCGUGAGUUGGGUGCAGCUCGAUCUUUGCUUCGACAGACUGACCCCAUGAUUAUGUUAAAACAGACCCAACCAGAGAGAUAUAUUCAUCUGGAGAACCUGUUAGCAAGAUCCUACUUUGAUCCACGUGAGGCUUACCCAGAUGGCAGCAGUAAAGAGAAGCGAAGAGCAGCCAUUGCUCAAGCUCUGGCAGGAGAAGUCAGUGUGGUGCCCCCUUCACGUCUCAUGGCUUUGUUGGGUCAGGCAUUAAAAUGGCAGCAACACCAGGGGCUUCUGCCUCCAGGUAUGACAAUUGACUUGUUCAGAGGUAAAGCAGCUGUGAAAGAUGUAGAAGAGGAGAAAUUCCCAACUCAACUCAGCAGGCACAUCAAGUUUGGUCAAAAGUCCCAUGUAGAGUGUGCUCGGUUCUCACCAGAUGGUCAGUAUCUUGUUACUGGUUCUGUGGAUGGCUUUAUUGAAGUGUGGAACUUCACCACUGGCAAAAUUAGAAAGGAUCUAAAGUACCAAGCACAAGAUAACUUCAUGAUGAUGGAUGAUGCAGUUCUUUGCAUGUGUUUCAGUCGCGAUACUGAAAUGUUGGCAACAGGAGCACAGGAUGGAAAGAUUAAGGUGUGGAAGAUUCAGAGCGGUCAGUGCCUACGGCGAUUUGAACGUGCUCACAGUAAGGGAGUAACCUGCCUCAGCUUCUCCAAAGACAGUAGUCAGAUUCUCAGUGCCUCCUUUGAUCAGACCAUUCGGAUUCAUGGUCUUAAGUCUGGAAAAACACUGAAGGAAUUUAGAGGUCAUACAUCAUUUGUUAAUGAGGUAACAUUUACACAAGAUGGACAUUAUAUUUUGAGUGCAUCAUCGGAUGGUAGUGUAAAGAUCUGGAACGUGAAAACAACAGAGUGUGCAAAUACCUUCAAGUCAUUGGGCAGCUCUGCUGGUACUGAUAUCACAGUGAACAGCGUACACCUGCUGCCAAAGAAUCCUGAACAUUUUGUGGUGUGUAACCGGUCGAAUACAGUAGUCAUUAUGAAUAUGCAGGGCCAGAUUGUGAGGAGCUUUAGCUCUGGUAAAAGAGAGGGAGGUGACUUUGUGUGCUGCUGUCUGUCUCCACGUGGUGAAUGGAUCUAUUGUGUUGGUGAAGACUUUGUGUUGUACUGUUUCAGUACAGUGACUGGAAAGCUGGAAAGAACAUUGACGGUUCAUGAAAAAGAUGUUAUUGGAAUUGCUCAUCAUCCACAUCAGAACUUGAUUGGCACCUACAGUGAAGAUGGUCUUCUUAAACUCUGGAAACCUUGAAGGAAUAGUACUAAUGGUUUUGUUUUUUAAACCUUUAUCUACUGAUAGCUAUAACUCAAAUCUUUCUUUAGAAUAUCCUGUUUUGUGCAAUUUUAAACCACCAUUUUAGUUUCAAAAAACACAUUCCCUACUGCAAGUGUAUAAUGUUUGAUGUAGAUUUGCUGCACCUUUUAAGGCAUGUAAUUAAUGUGCAUAGUAAAAGGUUCUGCAGUGUUUUUGUUGAAGAGCCAAGAUCAUUGUAGAGUUCAACAGCAAGGAGUUUUAAAAUAAAUGCAACAUUUUGAAGGUGA
Molecule: messenger RNA, 1956 nt
Organism: Stegostoma tigrinum
Lineage: Eukaryota; Metazoa; Chordata; Chondrichthyes; Orectolobiformes; Stegostomatidae
Gene: smu1a
Product: SMU1 DNA replication regulator and spliceosomal factor a
Exons: 12
Coding region: 125-1666 (513 amino acids)
Biological process (GO): mRNA splicing, via spliceosome
Cellular component (GO): precatalytic spliceosome
Molecular function (GO): protein binding
Source: RefSeq, a predicted model, not a curated record